GUGUGUGUGCGUGCGUGUGUUUGUGUGCAUGUGUGUCAUGUGUAUGUGUGCAUGUUUGCGGGCGUGUGUGUGUGUGCGUGUAUCUAAAAAUAAACCGAUCAAUGAAAAACGCAUAGCAACAGGUGACUUCAAAGGCUUUCCCAGCGAAUCAGUAUCAGUGGCGGGAAACUUAUCCUACUGUAAAUCAAAACAUUUCAUGGAGCAGCUUCAUUUGGAAGAAAGACAGAGAAGACACAGACUUGAGAAAGGUGGGUGUAAUUUUUUCUUGUUAAAUUAGGUAGGAUAAUAAUUCAUAACUUAUACACAUAAUUUCUUCAAUAUUAAGGGUUGGCCUAAUAUGUAUAUAUAGUUUUUGGUGUCCUUAAUCCUUUUCAGGCAAAUAGCUCAUAAAAUACCAAACUUUGUCUUUGUGUAGCCUAGCUUAUGUCUAGCCUACUGCCUGUCAUCUUAUCUUAAUAAAAUAUUAUAAUACUUAUUAUACUUUAAUCCUUAAUACAACAAUAGUUAAUAAAAAUAGCUAACUUUAAGUUAUUCUUGACUAUGUCUUACACUGUUUGUCUUCUUAAGUUAAGGGAAUCAUUUAUUAAUAGCCUACUGGUAUUUAUUAUACAGACUAUUUUCUUCAAAAUUAAGAGCUAAUAGUACAUGUAGCCUUUUAGCCUUGUUCGGUGCCCUUAAGUCUUCAAUAUGAAGUAAGUUCAUGAAAAUAGCUGGGGCAUUAGUCCAGCACUGUCUCCUUUAUUCUAAAAUAAAACUUCAUAACUAGACAAAAAAAAUCAACUAGACUGGAGGGGAGAUUUGUCGUCUAUAGGCUGUUAAUGUUUAGUGGGGAACUGCGGAGAAUUCGGCAGCAUUAAUUAAAAUAAAUAUUGGAAAUAAGGCAGUGAUGAGGUUUUGUGUCUCUGUGCGUGUGUGUGUGUAUUUUUUCCCCAGCAUUUUCUUCUUAAGCGUAACUAUUUACCCUCUUGUGUUUAUUCUAGAAUGGCACUUCAAAAAGUCCUCUCUGAACGUCCACAGACCCCUUAUUCCCGGCCUCCUCCACUCCACGUCACUGUGGUGGCGAUGAAGGAUGAGAGGCGGGUGGUGUCGUGGGGCUUUGACGAUGAGAGUGGGGAGGCCAAGGCUGUGCUAAUGAAAGAAAACAGGCUGGUCAUCCUCAGCGACGGGUGCAGCUUAAGUAAAGCAACCCUUUUUGAGGCGUUCGCCGGAAGGGUCAGCCUAGGCGGAGCUUAUAUUAUGCGUGGGUACUCCCUGCGCGGCGAGGGCCCACCAUUCGGCAUAAACAUUACCAAAGAGACACAGUUCUUCAGGUCUGCCCCGGUGGAGGUGAGCGAGGAGCUGCGUGCCAGCGCAGAAAAUCUUCUGUGCCCCGCCUCAACACCAACGGCCACAAAAGACAUAAAGAGUCAGCAGGGGUUCCUCACCUUACAGGGAGAGGUGGUAGAGAUCUCUGCAGUGAAAAAAGUUAAAGUUGGAAAGGACAUGGUGCCCUUGAAGACCGUGGUGCUGGAGCAGGACAAAGCACAGGUGUCCAUCAGCCUGUGGAGGGAGGCAGCCCUGUUUUCUUUUGGAAUAGGGGACGAGGCCAGGCUGACCCACCUGAAGGGAUACAAGUCCUCUUAUGGGUACCGUGUCCAAUCUACAAACUUCACAGUUUGUGAGGAGACCGACAGUGUGCUUGUUGUCAGUGCUCUGGGAACAAUUGAAGUUGAGGGUAAAGAGGGGAUGUUAAAAUUACUGAUUGAGGGGGAACAGGUGUAUGACAUUGAGGAGGACCUUUGGACCCCUCUUCAGAGGGAAAUGGUAAAGCUGCCAUUUUACAUCAAAAUAACAGUAAAGGGGAAAAGGGUCACUAAGGCCGAGGUAGUGAAGGGGGAGGUUUAAAUUAAUAAUUUUGGGAAUUCUGGGUGGUGGUGGGGGGGUUGUGUUUAUGUUUUGUAUAGCCUUGUUAUGUUGAGUAUGUAUUUAAUUAAAUAUGUUUUUGAAAAUGAAAUAAAGUUCAAA
This is a messenger RNA of Sander lucioperca (pikeperch), 2004 nucleotides long. RefSeq lists its product as uncharacterized. The transcript is spliced from 4 exons. Bases 982 to 1884 code for a protein of 300 amino acids. Lineage: Eukaryota; Metazoa; Chordata; Actinopteri; Perciformes; Percidae. The record is from RefSeq and is a predicted model, not a curated record.